CAGUUCACUUUUCCUGUCAGUCGCGUCUAAAGGAAAAAAAAAAGGUAGCGAGAGAAGUUUGACUAGCGGUGAGUUUUGCAGCUGAAGAAGUGCAGCAAGCAACACUAUAACACCGAGCCGAGCCGGGCUUGUCCGGCAGCAUUUGAAAAUUUCCACUGUGAAUUGUUUUGCAACAGUAUAUUUAUUGGUGUUAACCAAUGCAACAAGUCCUUUUCAUCUCUGCACAGCGGAGUAAACCAAAACCAAAAUAAAACAGACGCGUUUUUUGCUUUGUGUGGCGACUUCAGUUUGUUUUGCAAACAUCAAAAUGUUACAAUCGGUUUCGAGUGAAACUGGGAGGAAGCUGAAACCUGCUCGGACUCGCUGGGGUGUGAUAUGGUAACUGCUGAAAAAAGAAAAGUCGGGUUGCACCGACACCAACGCGAAAGAAAGCAGAAAGGGUUUGCAGAAAAUAAUUCAAAGAGUGCAACGUGUGCGUUUUGCAAGGCUUUUGUCAUCCCCCAAGACUUGCAAUGAACCAACGUGAUUUUGAGACACGUAAUUCUCAAUUCAGUUAGUUGUGACUUCAGAUCCCAAGGAAAACUACUGAAUUAUUGAAUACUAUUUUAUUCUGAGGUUAUGGUUUUGUUUCUUGUGAAUAUUUGCGCAAUAAAUCCUUUGAGAGGAGAUCACAGUCUGCUUAUGACUUGAAACCGGUGGGCUUUUGUGUCUGCGUGUAUUUAUUUUUUGGCAAGAACGGAAUAACAUUUUUUAAAUAGUUUUGUUACUCUUGGUAGGGGGGAAAAAAAAAGUUAUUUAUUUUAAAAAAUGGGAUCACUGAAGGCCCUUCAAGAAUGGUGUCGCAUCCAAUGUGAAAACUACCCCGAUGUGGAGAUUAAAAACAUGACCUCCUCGUUUCGGGACGGGAUGGCCUUUUGCGCGAUCAUUCACAAGCACAGACCUGACUUGAUAGAUUUUGAUUCCCUUUCUAAAGACAACGUGUAUGAAAACAACAGACUGGCGUUUGAGGUGGCUGAGUCGGAACUCGGAAUCCCAGCUCUGCUGGACCCCGAUGACAUGGUGGCCAUGAAGGUGCCUGAUCGUCUGAGCAUCAUAACCUAUGUGUCUCAAUACUACAACUGCUUCAGCAGCAAGGGACAGGCGUCGGCUCCCCCCUGUAUGAAGAGGCCGAGUGGUGUAGCCCACAGCGAGCCUGCAGUGAAGAAGCCAGUGACAGCGGUGGAGAGAGUGGCUGAGCCCAAGAGCUCCCCUGUCCCAGGGAGUGUCCCGUCCCAUCGAGAGACCCUGAGCAGCACCUGCGCCGCCUGCCAGAAACACGUCCAUCUGGUGCAGAGGUACCUGGCCGAGGGGAAGCUCUACCACCGCAGCUGUUUCAGGUGUAAGGAAUGCUCCAGCACUCUCUUGCCAGGCUCUUACAGAGCCGGCUCUGAAUCGGGCUCCUUUGUCUGCACACAUCACUACGGGAAACCCUCAGCCAAUCAGAACGGCCGGCCGGACCUCAGCCAGCGGGGGGGAGGAGCCACGGCUGAGACCCCGCCCUCUGGGAGGGACCAGGCUCAAGCGUUCUCUGUUCGGAGGCUUUCUGAGCGCUUCUCCGGAGCGCGAGGGACCUACACUCCCCACGCAGUGAAACAGGAGGAGAGGAGAGCGCCGGCACAGGAAGACAAAAGUGCGCCGGUAGAUGGAGACGCAGCCGCAUCGGGACAGGAAGUGAGAACUGAGCCACAGCAGGGAGGCGAAAGUGCGUCAGGAAUGGAAGUCGAGGAGGCGUCCGGACAGGAAGACACGAGUGUGGCGGAACAGGAAGUGAGACCCGAGCCGCCCCAGCAAAACCAAACUGGACCGGGACAGGAAGUCACGACUGUCGCAAAAGAGGAACACAAAACCGUGCCGCGACAGGAAGCGGUUGUACCUCAACAGGAAGUGACCUCCGUCCCGCCCAACCCCUUCGACAGCGAUGAGGGGGAGGAGCCCAGUGCGGGCGUGUCCAACGGGGGCCCUCACUGCAGCCAAUCGGGGGCCGGGGGCGGGGCUGCUAGCAGGCCUGUCCCCACCCCUCGCAGGAUUCCAGAACCCGACAGCCCCUCCCCGGGGCCACGCCCAGUCCCCAAACCCAGGGGGCUGACGGCACAGGAAGUGUCACCAAGAGAGGUGAACGGAGACCCAGAACUGUCCAGUAGAACCAGUCUCAGACCCAGCGACCGGUCCCAGUCCCCAGCUAGGAUAGUCCCGCCCUGGAUGGCUCUGGUCCAAUCGGAACCCAGGAAGAAGCCGGCGCCUCCCCCUCCCACUGGCACAGCCACGCCCUCUCGCUCGUGUUCUAUCCCCGCCCUCAAAGCUGAGGUCUCGGCUCCAGAAACCCCGCCCACCUCCACGAACCCCUUCGAUGAUGAGGAGGGGGAGGAGGAGGCGGGGCCAGGAUGCAACAAGACCACGCCCCCAUCGACAGGGGGAGGAGCUCUGAAGCCAGGACACCCUUGGUAUGGGAUCACCCCUGACAGCAGCCCCAAACCCAAGAAACCCCCAGCUCCCAGAGCCCCGCCCGCUUCACCGGCAGCUCAGACUCGCUCCACCCCCUCCUCCUCCAGCCCCUCCCCUGCCCUCAGUGUGGAGAGCAUGUCCUCCGACGCUUCCUCCAAGUCUCCGCCAGGGGGCAGCGCCUCCCCGGAGUCUCCCGUCACCAAGAGCGUCUCCGAGCCCUCCAUCAGCGGCCCCUCCCACUCUGCCGCUGCCUCGGCUAAUCAAAUGCCUCUCCCCUCCCCCGGACCCGCCCGGCGGCCGAGGUCAGCCAAUACCAGCUCGGCUCCCGCCACUCCUCAGCCCAACCGCAGUUCCAGUCCUACAGGAUGGGGGAGGGAGGGACCUCCCAGACCGCCCUCCACCCCCAGCCCCAUGGCUGUGCUGUUCCCAGCCGAGUCCAGGACACCCCCAAAGCCCCCUGCUCCCUCCACACAGACCCCCAAGCAGCUGGUAAAGAGCUCCUGUAAGGAGAACCCUUUCAACAGGAAAUCGGCCUCCCCUUCUCCAGCCCCCUCCCCUCAACACAAGAGCCCUCGGGGCCCCAAGCCAGCGCGGCCCCCGGCCCCCGGACACGGCUUCCCGCUCAUUAAGAGAAAGGUGCAGUCUGACCAGUAUAUUCCAGCUGAAGAUAUCCAGGUGGAAAUGGAGAGCAUUGAGGUGCAGCUGGAUGAAUUGGAGCACAGAGGGGUUGAGAUGGAGCAGAGACUGAGACAGUGCGAGAGUGAUGAUGCAGAGGAGGGCAUGCUUGUUGAUUGGUUCAAGCUGAUCCAUGAGAAGCACCUGCUGGUGAGGCGGGAGUCGGAGCUCAUGUACACGAGGAAACAGCAGAAUCUAGAGGAGAGACAAGCAGACGUGGAGUAUGAACUGAGGUGCCUGCUGAACAAACCAGAGAAAGACUGGACAGACGAUGACCGAAUGAGGGAGCAGGAGCUGAUGCAGGAGUUGACGACGAUCGUGGAGCAGCGGAAUGCCAUCGUCAACUGCCUGGACGAGGACCGGCAGAGGGAAGAGGAGGAGGAUAAGAUGCUGGAAACCAUGAUCAAAAACAAAGAUUUUCACAAGGAGGGGGACAGCGAGCCCAAGAAGAAAGGCAAGUUCAAGCCCAUGAAGGUGUUCAAGCUGCUGGGGAGCGGAGGCAAGGCUGAGGGCAAGAGCCGGUCUCCCAAAGACAAGAGCAAGCCGGUGAAGAGCUCUCCUUCACAGUAGAGUGAGGGAGAGGGAGGUCUGAUUAACAUCUACGACCAGGGGUCCCUUACUGCUGGGGGGGCACUGCUGUGCAAUAGGAGGCUGAUUCCCAUCCCUGAUCUUUCUGUCUAAAUAUCCCACUGCUACCACCAAUAUACUGCAGCUCUCGCCACUAUAAAAUCAGCUACAAACCUCCAUCAACCAAAGUCUACCUACAGGGAUGGGAAUCAGACGCCCGCUGCACAGCAGUGUGAUCCAGUCCUGGUUUCACUAGGAGUUUAACAAUAAGACACACCUGAGCUUGUUCCCUAGACACACUGAGGGCUGAUCAAGCUGGUAGCAGUAAAACCUGGACUAGAUCACACUGCUCCUGAUAUGUGACCCCAGUAUUCAGGGCUCCCAAUAUUUAGGUGCUGUUCAAUACUGGCUCCACUGACCUUUACAUGACCCUAUACUGUACCCAAUGGGAGAUAUGCAAAUUAGAAAACUAGAAUUGUUAUUUGUCUGGUACCGUGGUUAUAAUGUCGCUCCUUGUUCUUGAUACAGCUAAUGAAUCUCGCACACUGUUGCACUUUUCUCUCUCCUGCUUUGGUUGAGAAGAAGCUCACAGUGUUGUUCAGCAACACAAAGCCACAGCUGUCUCUAACUAAUGUCUUCUACUACUCCACACACACACACACACACUUUUGUGCGGCAUUUUCUGUUCCGAUCGCUGCUUGAACAGUUGAAAGCAAACCCUGUGGUCUCACUGUAGCCCUCUUAUGUGAUCUAAACGCUGGCGUGACCCUCCCUGGCCUCCCCCUACACUCUGCCCCCUAGUGGAUGUCAAAAGUACUGCACGUUACAGCUACUGCCAGAAGUUUUGCGUCACC
Polyodon spathula (Mississippi paddlefish) is the source of this 4577-nucleotide messenger RNA. It is a transcript of the gene micall1a, whose product is annotated as MICAL-like 1a. NCBI's taxonomy places the organism in Eukaryota, Metazoa, Chordata, Actinopteri, Acipenseriformes, Polyodontidae. The record is from RefSeq and is a predicted model, not a curated record. Gene Ontology annotation, molecular function: protein binding.